This is a messenger RNA of Acinonyx jubatus (cheetah), 1658 nucleotides long. Its product is annotated as keratin, type II cuticular Hb1-like. The record is from RefSeq and is a predicted model, not a curated record. The transcript is spliced from 6 exons. Bases 688 to 1329 code for a protein of 213 amino acids. Gene Ontology annotation, biological process: keratinization; intermediate filament organization. Gene Ontology annotation, molecular function: structural constituent of skin epidermis. Gene Ontology annotation, cellular component: keratin filament. NCBI's taxonomy places the organism in Eukaryota, Metazoa, Chordata, Mammalia, Carnivora, Felidae.
AUGGGAUAGGGUCAGGGACCGAGGAUGCUAUGAUCAGGAAGGGUCCCACGUGGGGCUUCGAAGGUACUGAUGGGUACACAAGGAUCUGUUUUUAUUACUGUUGCGAUUUAAAUCAUUAAAUGUAGGUUAUAUGCACACAUUCUUUUGCACGUAUGAGUUUAUAAAACAGAAAGAAAAUGCUGACCAGCGUGUGCUGUCUGGUUCCUGGUUCCUCCUGCAAUUUAGAGGCUCGAUCCUGUCCCAGAUGCCUACCUAGUCUUGGCACUGGAACCCCAGACCCAGUCUCUUUCCCCCCUGUCUGCCUUCCGUCUGCUUCCAGACGGGCCUUCCUAAACUGCAUCGCACACCAGGGUGGUGGUCUGCUCAAGCACCUUCUGUGGUUCCCCAUUUCUCACCCCAUAAGCCCAAACUCCUUGGCUCUGCAUAUUUCCCCCACCUGAAGGAUCCUUCCUUCCCUCUCCUCCUCUUUUCUUCAAGGCCCAUUCCAGGCCAGGGACCUCCACUCUCCCACCUGGGCUGACAGAACAGCCCCUUCCGGCCCCUGUCAGAACUCUGCAAGGUGAGGUCACAAAGCCCCCUGGGAAGGAGCAGCUUUGUCCCCAGAGGCGAGGAUUCUGGGAGCUCCCUGGGCUGGAGCUGGGCUUAGGUGCGCCCCGGAGGCUUGGAGAGACAACAGCUCUUUUCAUCAUGGUGGUCUUGAGCCCAGGUGAGACGGUGGAGACAGAAGACCUUGAAGAGAAUAAGGCCCUGUGCGUCAGUUACCGAGCCCAGGCGGUUUAUGGGCUGUGCGAGGAGGUACAGGCGACCGUGCAGAAACACACGCAGGGCCUGCGACACAGCAAGGAGGAGCUGAACAGGCUUAACCAGGCCAUCCAGCGGCUGACUGCGGAGGUGAACAGUGCUAAGAGUCAGCCCUGUGAACUAGACAGAGCCAGGGAGCCACGAGCUCUGCAGGAGGAGAGUGCCUCAGGUAGUGCCCAGGGCAAGCUGGCCUGGCUGGAGGCCGCCCUGCAGCGAGCCAAGCAGGACAUGGCCCGGCAGCUGCGGGAGUACCAGGAGCUCAUGAUCGUGAAGCUGGGCCUGGACUUCGAGAUCGCCACCUACCGCAAGCUGCUGGAGGACGAGGAGAGCAGGCUUGGUCUGGGAUUUGGGGCAGGAAGCUUCACCCUGGGCAGCGGGCUGGGCUCAGCCUCUGGCCCGGCCAACCUGCUGCCUCCCCGAGCGGGCUCCGGCGCCCUGGACACGAGCGCCCCUGGCGGCGGCUGCGCGCUCUGCGGCUCCCCCGGAUGCUUCGGGGGCCUUGGCUGCAGCGGUGCCCGCAGAUGUUGAACCUUCCUGCCAUGCUCUGGAGAAAAAGAACCCUAGCUUCUGCCCCAAGGACUUGACCCUCUGUCUCAGACGCCCCCUCCCACGGAGCUAGCCGUCACCUCAUCUUUCCCUCUUGCCUGCCCCCACCCCGGAGCGUAAAGUCUUGGAAUCUAGUUUACCGGACGGUGACUGCCCGGUUUCCAGGGUGAAGAUAGCCCGGAUGCUGAGCCACUGAGGAGGCCGUGUGGCUUACCUGGACCCAGCACCCUGUCCCUCUGACCUGCCCCCACCCCUUCACUCUUAUUUUCCUAAGACUCCUCCUUUGCAAUAAAAGUUCUUCAGUGGACUGA